Molecule: messenger RNA, 315 nt
Organism: Callorhinus ursinus (northern fur seal)
Lineage: Eukaryota; Metazoa; Chordata; Mammalia; Carnivora; Otariidae
Gene: HAMP
Product: hepcidin antimicrobial peptide
Biological process (GO): negative regulation of iron ion transmembrane transport; defense response to bacterium; intracellular iron ion homeostasis
Cellular component (GO): extracellular region
Source: RefSeq, a predicted model, not a curated record
AUGGCAGUGAGCACGCGGAUCCAGGCUGCAGGCCUCCUGUCCCUCCUCCUGGCCGGCCUGGCCAGUGGCUGGGUUCUUCCGCACCAGACAGGACAGCUCGCAGCCCUGCAAGCCCAGGACGCAGCUGGAGCCGAGGCUGGCUUGAUGCCCACGCUCCCGAGGCUGAGGAGGCGAGACGCCCACUUCCCCAUCUGCCUGUUCUGCUGUGGCUGCUGUGAUAAAUCAAGGUGUGGGAUAUGCUGCAAGACCUAGAGCCUCCCCGGCCCGCCCCCCCCCCCCCGCCCCGACGCGGUCCUCCCUGCCCCUUGUAUUUAU